Messenger RNA from Macroventuria anomochaeta, 2329 nucleotides. RefSeq lists its product as uncharacterized. Gene Ontology annotation, cellular component: transcription factor TFIIIB complex. The record is from RefSeq and is a predicted model, not a curated record. The transcript has a single exon. Bases 53 to 2287 code for a protein of 744 amino acids. Gene Ontology annotation, molecular function: TFIIIC-class transcription factor complex binding. Gene Ontology annotation, biological process: RNA polymerase III preinitiation complex assembly. Lineage: Eukaryota; Fungi; Ascomycota; Dothideomycetes; Pleosporales; Didymellaceae.
CUCAGAUGUCGACAUAGUAGGAGACAGCUGCACCGGGCAGCAUACUGCGACCAUGGCGGAGGACAAUUCGACACAGCAGCCGGCGCAGGGAGCCGACAAGGCCCAGGCACCGGCGACUUUUAGUUCCUUCAUCAACAAGAACACCUCGGGCAAGAAGUUUGCUCCCAAAGCCGCACGGCGACGGCCAGGUGCAACAGCCGCGUCUGCACCGAAAGCCCCUGCAGCCGAACCUACACCGUCUACCGCCGAACCUCGAGCCUCCCAACUCGAGCCUGAAUCGUCGAGUGCCCCCGCCGCCGAACCCACAGUCACUGCACCACUGCCUACGCCUGCACCCACACAGGAACCUACCACCCAGACAGCUGCAAUCCAGGCUACGCCAGCGGCAACUGAGCCCUCCAGUACUGCAGCUGUCAUCGUACCAGAAGCACUCUCUGCAACAGUCGCGCCUGAACCUACGCCCACACCCACACCAGCAGUCGAACAGUCGCAGUCCACGCCAGAGACCCAAGAGACCCAAGAGACCCAAGAGCCCCAGGAGUCCCAGGACGCCCCACAGCUACCGACGAAGCAAGUGGAAGUGUCACAGCCUGUCGAGGAUGACGUCGAAGGCCGAAGAUCAGCCAAGAGGAGGCGGAUCGAGUCACCGUCACGGCAGAGCACACCAAUGGUACCAGUCGCUGUCAUGGUCCCGCCGCAGGAUGCACGGACUGGCGAGAUUAUAUCACAGCAACCCACCUCACAGGCUGAGGGGACUUCUGCUUCCACCGUCGACGUUGGAGAACCUGGUGCGAGCACUGGUGCCACACCACCUACCGAGGCCGAUGCACCUGCUCAACAGAGAAGGAGGAGAAGGACGCUUCCAUGGACGGCUGUCAACCACCCACAAGAGGAGGGCGGAGAGGCCACUGAAGCUGUCGAGCCACCUGCGAAGAAGAAGCGUGCGCCACCCAAACCUCGAGGGAAGAAGAAGGCUACUGGGGCGGCGGGAGAAGAUGGAGAGCAUCAGGAGAACGGUGACGAGCAAGAGGCAGAGCCCACACAAAAGAGACCCAGCGCCAGAACAGGAGGGAGACGAAGCACAGAUGCAGCAGAAGUGGGUGAGGAUGGCGAACCAGUAGAUCCCCCAGCAAAGAAGCCACGAAAGCCUAGAAAAGACAAGGGGGAGCAACGGACCGAAGAAGGAGUGACGGUCGAUGGCGAGACUGGUCAGGAAGGCGAUGUGACUGCCAAGCCAAAACGUAAGCCACGCGCACCGAAGAGGAAGAAGUCAACUCCAGCUGAAGGCGAGGAUGGCUCGGUGGAACCCAAGCGUCGAGGGCGGCCACCCCGCGAAGACACUCCCUCCGACGCUGAAGACCAGACCAUCGACCCAGACACAAUGUGCAUGGACGAUCUCGCCUCGCGCAACAUCCGCGUCGGCAAGCUCUCUCGUCGCGAGAAAGAAAUGCGCAAAAUCGACUGGGAUGCCGUCAAACAGCGCCGCCGCGAAGAAGACGCUCGCCACAUUUCCACCAAGGAAACCCAGGCCGCCGUCGACAAGCUCCUCGAAACCGGCGAGGUGGAACAAGUAUCCGCAGGCCCGCGCUACCACGUUGUCGACGGCCGCAUCGAGCUGAUCCAAGACUCCGGCACCAUCGACCGCGAGCGCGACGCAGACCGGGUGAUCGAAAUGAUGACGAUUACCGAGGAAGACGAUCUCACGACACGAAUCACGAGUCGCAGCUUCAUGAAGAACAACAAACGCUUCCCCAACGAGUUCGUCCUGCCCGGCCAGGGCAAGCGAUGGAACCAUCAAUCGACAGAGAUGUUCUACCAAGGCCUCCGCAGCUUCGGCACCGACUUCCAAAUGAUCGCACACAUGUUCCCCGGCAUGACGCGGCGAUCCAUCAAAACCAAAUUCACGCGCGAGGAGCGCGAGAACCCGGAAAUCGUGCGCGACUGUCUGCGCGGCAAGUCCGAAUUAGCAUCGCACUGGGACCAUUUCCUCGCUGCGAGUCAGCUUGAGGAAGAGUCUUUCGCAGACGCAGAUGCGAUUAAGAAGGAUUUGGAAGAGGAGGAGGCCAGGAUGAGAGAGCAGAUUAAUGAGGCGCUGAAGGAGAAGGAGGAGCGCGAGAAGCAGAGGAGGCUUGCGGGCGUGACUGGAGAUGGGGAGGGUGCUGCUGAGAAGGAGAACGGCAAGGGGAAGAAGAAGAGGAAGCAGAAGGACAAGACGGUCACGUUCCAGGAGGAAGGGGUUGAAAUCCUGGGUGACGUUGACGAUGACCCGAAUUGGGGCCAGGAAUGAGGACACAGAUGAUAAGAUACCCAUAUAUUCAUACGAAACAAC